UACAUACAUGAAAGACAAAAAGAAAUAGGGUAGAAGGGAAAAAAACUUAGAUACAUGCAUGAUACAUAUAUCCCCCACACAAAAGUAUGAAAUUAUUAUUAGAUGCAGAGUCAUGGGACAUAGUCAUCUUUUUAUAUUUUUUUUCCCUAGUGUACCUUCCAUUUUAAUUAUUACCCUUCUUUGUCUUUUGCCUUCAUUCCUUCUCCAUCACUAAUAUCCCCUUUGCCCCUUCACUCUUUUUUCUUUAUUUAUAACUUUUUUUCCUACUACUACUACUACUAGAUUUGCAGGGGACAAACCUAAACUUCUUCUCUUCUUCAAUUAGGGUUUUCCCCCUUACAGGGCUAGUAACUAUUCUACUUGUGAAUUAAGUUCACUUCUUUUUUUUUCAAUCUUGCUACUGUUUUAAUGUUUUGUACUUUGUUUUUGUUACUUUGAUUGAAGAAAUAAAGAGGCAAGUUGUGAUCUCAAGGAGAGCUUCCUCAAAGAGAAAAAAAAAGCUAGUUAAAGAAGGAUUGAAUGGCAUCAUCCAGCUCAUACAACUCCCCUUGUGCUGCUUGCAAGUUCCUAAGGAGAAAAUGUCUUCCUGGCUGCAUUUUCUCACCUUACUUCCCACCCGAAGAGCCGCAAAAAUUCAUCAACGUCCACAAAAUCUUCGGCGCUAGCAAUGUCACUAAGCUCCUCAACGAACUCCUUCCGCACCAACGAGAAGACGCCGUUAAUUCUUUAGCCUACGAAGCCGAAGCAAGAGUUAGAGACCCCGUCUACGGCUGCGUAGGUGCAAUCUCCUUCCUCCAACGACAAGUCGAGCGCCUCCAAAAAGAGCUCGACGCGGCUAAUGCGGACUUGAUCCGCUAUGCUUGCAAUGAGUUCACAUCUUCCCCCGUUCCACCUUUACCUGUUCAUCAUAACAUCACUCUUCGUCAAAGAUCGGUUGAAUUAAUUACUAGAAGACCAUCCGGAGGUGGUGGUGGUGGUGGUGGUGGUUUUUAUCAAACAUCUAGUUAUCCGAUACCGUAUUCUUACCCUAAUUGGAAUGAUCAUCAAAACACUACCGGAGAUCAUCAUGGAUAUGGAGGAGGAGGAAGUAUUUGAUUUGAUAAUAAAUUCAACUUGUUAGGGUUUUGUGAUGACCCUCGAUCUUCUAUGUGUUAUUUCUUUGAACUCAAAACACUUGUUGUUAGCAUUUUAUAAUAUGGCUAUUGAGUAUUGAGUCA
Messenger RNA from Solanum tuberosum (potato), 1217 nucleotides. RefSeq names its product LOB domain-containing protein 25-like. The record is from RefSeq and is a predicted model, not a curated record. NCBI's taxonomy places the organism in Eukaryota, Viridiplantae, Streptophyta, Magnoliopsida, Solanales, Solanaceae. Bases 520 to 1095 code for a protein of 191 amino acids. The transcript is spliced from 2 exons.